Molecule: messenger RNA, 5088 nt
Organism: Knipowitschia caucasica
Lineage: Eukaryota; Metazoa; Chordata; Actinopteri; Gobiiformes; Gobiidae
Source: the annotation of a GenBank genome assembly
AUGGGGGAGAGAGAGGAGGCCACAGAGAGGAGGCCACAGAGAGGAGGAGGCUACAGAGAGGAGGAGGCUACAGAGAGAGAGGAGGCUACAGAGAGGAGGCCACAGAGAGGAGGCCACAGAGAGGAGGCCACAGAGAGGAGGCUACAGAGAGGAGGCCACAGAGAGGAGCAGGCUACAGAGAGGAGGCCACAGAGAGGAGGCCACAGAGAGGAGGCCACAGAGAGGAGGCUACAGAGAGGAGGCCACAGAGAGGAGGCCACAGAGAGGAGCAGGCCACAGAGAGGAGGCCACAGAGAGGAGGCCACAGAGAGGAGGCCACAGAGAGGAGGCCACAGAGAGGAGGCCACAGAGAGGAGGCCACAGAGAGGAGGCUACAGAGAGGAGGCCACAGAGAGGAGCAGGCUACAGAGAGGAGGCCACAGAGAGGAGGCCACAGAGAGGAGGCCACAGAGAGGAGGCCACAGAGAGGAGGCCACAGAGAGGAGGCCACAGAGAGGAGGCUACAGAGAGGAGGCCACAGAGAGGAGCAGGCCACAGAGAGGAGGCCACAGAGAGGAGGCCACAGAGAGGAGGCCACAGAGAGGAGGUCACAGAGAGCAGGAGGCUACAGAGAGGAGGAGGCUACAGAGAGGAGGCCACAGAGAGGAGGCCACAGAGAGGAGGCCACAGAGAGGAGGAGGCUACAGAGAGGAGGAGGCCACAGAGAGGAGGCCACAGAGAGGAGGCCACAGAGAGGAGGAGGCCACAGAGAGGAGGCCACAGAGAGGAGGCCACAGAGAGGAGGCCACAGAGAGGAGGUCACAGAGAGCAGGAGGCUACAGAGAGGAGGAGGCUACAGAGAGGAGGCCACAGAGAGGAGGAGGCCACAGAGAGGAGGCCACAGAGAGGAGGAGGCUACAGAGAGGAGGAGGCCACAGAGAGGAGGCCACAGAGAGGAGGCCACAGAGAGGAGGAGGCCACAGAGAGGAGGAGGCCACAGAGAGGAGGCCACAGAGAGGAGGCCACAGAGAGGAGGCCACAGAGAGGAGGCCACAGAGAGGAGGCCACAGAGAGGAGGCCACAGAGAGGAGGAGGCCACAGAGGAGGCCACAGAGAGGAGGCCACAGAGAGGAGGCCACAGAGAGGAGGCCACAGAGAGGAGGCCACAGAGAGGAGGCCACAGAGAGGAGGCCACAGAGAGGAGGCCACAGAGAGGAGGCCACAGAGAGGAGGCCACAGAGAGGAGGCCACAGAGAGGAGCAGGCCACAGAGAGGAGGCCACAGAGAGGAGGCCACAGAGAGGAGGCCACAGAGAGGAGGUCACAGAGAGGAGGCCACAGAGAGGAGCAGGCCACAGAGAGGAGGCCACAGAGAGGAGGUCACAGAGAGCAGGAGGCUACAGAGAGGAGGAGGCUACAGAGAGGAGGCCACAGAGAGGAGGCCACAGAGAGGAGGCCACAGAGAGGAGGAGGCUACAGAGAGGAGGAGGCCACAGAGAGGAGGCCACAGAGAGGAGGCCACAGAGAGGAGGAGGCCACAGAGAGGAGAGGAGGCCACAGAGAGGAGGCCACAGAGAGGAGGAGGAGGCCACAGAGAGGAGGCCACAGAGAGGAGGCCACAGAGAGGAGGCCACAGAGAGGAGGCCACAGAGAGGAGGCCACAGAGAGGAGGCCACAGAGAGGAGGCCACAGAGAGGAGGCCACAGAGAGGAGGCCACAGAGAGGAGGCCACAGAGAGGAGGCCACAGAGAGGAGGCCACAGAGAGGAGGCCACAGAGAGGAGGCCACAGAGAGGAGGCCACAGAGAGGAGGCUACAGAGAGGAGGCCACAGAGAGGAGCAGGCCACAGAGAGGAGGCCACAGAGAGGAGGCCACAGAGAGGAGGCCACAGAGAGGAGGCCACAGAGAGGAGCAGGCCACAGAGAGGAGGCCACAGAGAGGAGGUCACAGAGAGCAGGAGGCUACAGAGAGGAGGAGGCUACAGAGAGGAGGCCACAGAGAGGAGGCCACAGAGAGGAGGAGGCUACAGAGAGGAGGAGGCCACAGAGAGGAGGCCACAGAGAGGAGGCCACAGAGAGGAGGAGGCCACAGAGAGGAGGAGGCCACAGAGAGGAGGAGGCCACAGAGAGGAGGCCACAGAGAGGAGGCCACAGAGAGGAGGCCACAGAGAGCAGGAGGCUACAGAGAGGAGGAGGCUACAGAGAGGAGGCCACAGAGAGGAGGAGGCCACAGAGAGGAGGCCACAGAGAGGAGGAGGCCACAGAGAGGAGGAGGCCACAGAGAGGAGGCCACAGAGAGGAGGCCACAGAGAGGAGGAGGCCACAGAGAGGAGGAGGCCACAGAGAGGAGGCCACAGAGAGGAGGCCACAGAGAGGAGGCCACAGAGAGGAGGCCACAGAGAGGAGGCCACAGAGAGGAGGAGGCCACAGAGGAGGCCACAGAGAGGAGGCCACAGAGAGGAGGCCACAGAGAGGAGGCCACAGAGAGGAGGCCACAGAGAGGAGGCCACAGAGAGGAGGCCACAGAGAGGGGGCCACAGAGAGGAGGCCACAGAGAGGAGGCCACAGAGAGGAGGCCACAGAGAGGAGGCUACAGAGAGGAGGCCACAGAGAGGAGCAGGCCACAGAGAGGAGGCCACAGAGAGGAGGCCACAGAGAGGAGGCCACAGAGAGGAGGUCACAGAGAGCAGGAGGCUACAGAGAGGAGGAGGCUACAGAGAGGAGGCCACAGAGAGGAGGCCACAGAGAGGAGGCCACAGAGAGGAGGCCACAGAGAGGAGGCCACAGAGGAGGCUACAGAGAGGAGGCCACAGAGAGGAGGAGGCCACAGAGAGGAGGAGGCUACAGAGAGGAGGCCACAGAGAGGAAGAGGCUACAGAGAGGAGGCCACAGAGAGGAGGCCACAGAGAGGAGGCCACAGAGAGGAGGUCACAGAGAGGAGGAGGCUACAGAGAGGAGGCCACAGAGAGGAGGAGGCUACAGAGAGGAGGCCACAGAGAGGAGGCCACAGAGAGGAGGCCACAGAGAGGAGGCCACAGAGAGGAGGCCACAGAGAGGAGGUCACAGAGAGCAGGAGGCUACAGAGAGGAGGAGGCUACAGAGAGGAGGCCACAGAGAGGAGGAGGCCACAGAGAGGAGGCCACAGAGAGGAGGCCACAGAGAGGAGGCCACAGAGAGGAGGCCACAGAGGAGGCUACAGAGAGGAGGCCACAGAGAGGAGGAGGCUACAGAGAGGAGGAGGCCACAGAGAGGAGGCCACAGAGAGGAGGCCACAGAGGAGGCUACAGAGAGGAGGCCACAGAGAGGAGGAGGCUACAGAGAGGAGGAGGCUACAGAGAGGAGGCCACAGAGAGGAGGAGGCCACAGAGAGGAGGCCACAGAGAGGAGGCCACAGAGAGGAGGCCACAGAGAGGAGGCCACAGAGGAGGCUACAGAGAGGAGGCCACAGAGAGGAGGAGGCCACAGAGAGGAGGAGGCUACAGAGAGGAGGCCACAGAGAGGAGGAGGCUACAGAGAGGAGGCCACAGAGAGGAGGCCACAGAGAGGAGGCCACAGAGAGGAGGCUACAGAGAGGAGGCCACAGAGAGGAGGCUACAGAGAGGAGGCCACAGAGAGGAGGCCACAGAGAGGAGGCCACAGAGAGGAGGCCACAGAGAGGAGGCUACAGAGAGGAGGCCACAGAGAGGAGGCCACAGAGAGGAGGCCACAGAAAGGAGGCCACAGAGAGGAGGUUACAGAGAGGAGGAGGCUACAGAGAGGAGGUUACAGAGAGGAGGAGGCUACAGAGAGGAGGCCACAGAGAGGAGGUCACAGAGAGGAGGAGGCUACAGAGAGGAGGCCACAGAGAGGAGGCCACAGAGAGGAGGUUACAGAGAGGAGGCCACAGAGAGGAGGUUACAGAGAGGAGGCCACAGAGAGGAGGCCACAGAGAGGAGGUUACAGAGAGGAGGCCACAGAGAGGAGGAGGCCACAGAGAGGAGGAGGCCACAGAGAGGAGGAGGCCACAGAGAGGAGGCCACAGAGAGGAGGCCACAGAGAGGAGGAGGCCACAGAGAGGAGGAGGCCACAGAGAGGAGGAGGCCACAGAGAGGAGGCCACAGAGAGGAGGCCACAGAGAGGAGGAGGCUACAGAGAGGAGGCCACAGAGAGGAGGAGGUCACAGAGAGGAGGCCACAGAGAGGAGGAGGCCACAGAGAGGAGGAGGUCACAGAGAGGAGGCCACAGAGAGGAGGAGGUCACAGAGAGGAGGCCACAGAGAGGAGGAGGCCACAGAGAGGAGGCCACAGAGAGGAGGUUACAGAGAGGAGGCCACAGAGAGGAGGUUACAGAGAGGAGGCCACAGAGAGGAGGCCACAGAGAGGAGGUUACAGAGAGGAGGCCACAGAGAGGAGGAGGCCACAGAGAGGAGGAGGCCACAGAGAGGAGGCCACAGAGAGGAGGCCACAGAGAGGAGGAGGCCACAGAGAGGAGGAGGCCACAGAGAGGAGGAGGCCACAGAGAGGAGGAGGCCACAGAGAGGAGGCCACAGAGAGGAGGCCACAGAGAGGAGGCCACAGAGAGGAGGAGGCCACAGAGAGGAGGCCACAGAGAGGAGGAGGCCACAGAGAGGAGGCCACAGAGAGGAGGCCACAGAGAGGAGGCCACAGAGAGGAGGCCACAGAGAGGAGGAGGCUACAGAGAGGAGGCCACAGAGAGGAGGAGGUCACAGAGAGGAGGCCACAGAGAGGAGGCCACAGAGAGGAGGAGGUCACAGAGAGGAGGCCACAGAGAGGAGGAGGCCACAGAGAGGAGGAGGUCACAGAGAGGAGGAGGUCACAGAGAGGAGGCCACAGAGAGGAGGCCACAGAGAGGAGGAGGCCACAGAGAGGAGGCCACAGAGAGGAGGUGGUACCUGGUUCUCCACGGGCAGGACACAGUCGGCGUGCUCGCUCAGCUCCCUCGUGGCCAGGACGCUGUUGUACGGAGACGUGACGACGUCGUCCUCCUCCGAGGGAUACACAGACGUGACGAUCCGACACACUUCCGGAAACUCGUCCUCCAGAAGACUCAGGACCCUGGUGCCGAGGCCGGAGCCAGUGCCUGCAAUUGGAGUCAUGGAUUUAUUUAUUUAA